Molecule: messenger RNA, 1911 nt
Organism: Trametes versicolor FP-101664 SS1
Lineage: Eukaryota; Fungi; Basidiomycota; Agaricomycetes; Polyporales; Polyporaceae
Product: ATP synthase F1 alpha subunit
Exons: 10
Coding region: 48-1682 (544 amino acids)
Biological process (GO): proton motive force-driven ATP synthesis; proton transmembrane transport
Molecular function (GO): ADP binding; proton-transporting ATP synthase activity, rotational mechanism; ATP binding
Source: RefSeq, a predicted model, not a curated record
CCGACGACUUCAUCCCUCCCUCUUUCCUCCUCCCCCUCGAGCGCACCAUGCACAGAGUCGCCCUCAGAAACACUGUCCGCGCAGCUGCGCUGGCCGCCACCAAAACCGCUGCCCGCAGUACCCCUGCUGUCUCGCGCUCGUACGCGACAGCUAAGGCCGCUGCGUCUGAGGUCUCUUCCAUCCUCGAGUCCCGCAUAGCUGGCACUUCCGUGGGCGCAAAUGUCGAGGAAACCGGUCGCGUUCUUAGCGUUGGUGACGGUAUUGCGCGUGUCUGGGGUCUCAAGAACGUGCAGGCCGAGGAGAUGGUGGAGUUCUCCUCUGGUAUCCGUGGCAUGUGCUUGAACUUGGAGGCGGACAACGUCGGUGUCUCUAUCUUCGGUAACGAUCGUUACAUCAAGGAGGGCGACACCGUCAAGCGUACCGGCCAGAUUGUCGAUGUCCCCGUCGGCCCCGAGUUGCUCGGCCGCGUCGUCGACGCUCUCGGUAACCCCAUCGACGGCAAGGGCCCCAUCCCCACCACCCUGCGCAGCCGUGCCCAGCUUAAGGCCCCCGGUAUUCUGCCGCGUCGCUCGGUCAACCAGCCCAUGAUGACCGGUAUCAAGCCCAUCGACGCCAUGGUCCCCAUUGGACGUGGCCAGCGUGAGCUUAUCAUCGGUGACCGUCAGACCGGUAAGACCGCCGUCGCUAUCGACACCAUCCUCAACCAGAAGCGGUGGAACGACAGCAAGGACGAGGACAAGAAGCUCUACUGUGUUUACGUCGCUGUUGGCCAGAAGCGUUCGACCGUCGCCCAGCUCGUCAAGACCCUUGAGGAGAACGACGCGAUGAAGUACACUAUCAUCGUUGCGGCCACCGCCUCCGAGGCUGCCCCCCUCCAGUACCUCGCUCCUUUCUCUGGCUGUGCCAUGGGCGAGUGGUUCCGUGACAACGGCAAGCACGCUCUCAUCAUCUACGAUGAUUUGUCGAAGCAGGCCGUUGCUUACCGUCAGAUGUCACUGCUCCUCCGUCGUCCCCCCGGUCGUGAGGCUUACCCCGGUGACGUCUUCUACCUGCACUCUCGUCUCCUCGAGCGUGCGGCGAAGAUGAACGAGAAGUUCGGCGGUGGAUCCCUUACCGCUCUGCCUAUCAUUGAGACCCAGGGUGGUGAUGUGUCCGCGUACAUUCCCACGAACGUCAUCUCCAUCACCGACGGCCAGAUCUUCUUGGAGGCCGAGCUCUUCUUCCGUGGUGUGCGUCCCGCCAUCAACGUCGGUCUUUCCGUGUCCCGUGUCGGUUCAGCCGCGCAGACCAAGAUCAUGAAGAAGUUCGCCGGUUCGCUCAAGCUGUACCUUGCCCAGUACCGUGAAGUCGCCGCCUUCGCCCAGUUCGGUUCCGACCUCGACGCGUCUACUCGUUUCCUCCUGUCGCGUGGUGCCCGUCUGACUGAGCUGCUCAAGCAAGGCCAGUACCAGCCCCUGGCGAUGGAGAUCCAGGUCCCCAUCAUCUACGCUGGUGUCAACGGUCUCCUUGACCCCAUCCCCGUCGACCAGAUCACUAAGUGGGAGGCGGAGUUCCGUGGCCACCUCGCUGCGGCGCACUCCGGUCUCCUCACCGAGAUCGCCAAGGGCAACAUCACCCCUGAGAUCGAGGGCCAGAUCAAGAAGAUCGUCGAGGAGCACGUCGCCUCUUUCACCUCCGCGUAGACGGUAGACCGCGAACAAAAUGCUGUUGUUUAGCUCUGCCUAUCAGUACUAUAACCAUGUCGCAAUCGAGGACGACUUAGUAUGGUCGCGUAAUUGUCCAGCUUGUGUCUUCUGUGCAUGGGAGCUUAGAGGAUCGAAGGUAAUGCCAGCUGUUUCGCUGUGACCAAGAUUUGCGUGUUUAUGUCAAUACCAAACAAACUAUAGCAAUGCAUUGUUUGCUCAUCACGGA